AGUUUCACAAGUGAAAAAUCGUCGCCGGAGCAUCGUCCAAGCAGGAAAAACUCUGCAAAACUGUAAAAAUACCCAAAGAACCGCAAGAAAAGCUGUGGAAAACGCGAGGAAACCCAGCGAAAAGUGCAACAACAGAACAGAAAAAGCCAAAAGAAAGCGGAAAAACGUUUGCAUAACCUGAGGCGUGAAAAGUGUGCGAAAAAUCUGCUCGGUGCUGAAAGAUUUUUCCAGCAAAUCGACGGACUGACAUUUUCAAGGACCGACCGACCCCCUCCCGAGUACGAGUGGGCGUACAUACGUGUGUACGUACGUACGGGCUCACUGAGAGUGUGUAUCUGUGUGCGAGAGGAGAGGAGAGGAGAGAAAGAACCUGUGAGUGUAGUGUAGUGCAAUUAUAAAUGGCGUAAUUUCGGUGCGAUGUACAUUGCUGGCCCUCCAUUGCAUAGCAGUAGAAGAGGAUUCGGGGCCAACAUCCAGACGGAGGAUCAGUCGAGUGCUAGCCAGCAGCAGGAGGAGGAGGCUCGCCGAAACAGCGAGUGCCCCUGCCGCCUGCCGACAACAUGGAUGAAUGCGACAACCCCGUCGUCGUCACAUUAGCCGCACAACACGGACACGGGGAGGGAUACGAGAAGCAGCAGCAGCAGCAGCAGCAGCAGCAGAAGCAGAAGCAGCAGUCACCCACCAUCGAUGAUAAGGGAUUGCAGCACUCGGAAGAUACAAAGGACACAGAUACAGAUACGCAGAGCAUUCGAGACACAGCAGAAUCUGAGCUUGAGGCUGAAGCUGAGGAGGAGGAGGAGGAGGAGGACGCAGCAGUAGACGCAGAAGUCGAGGCAGUCAUCAUGGGCCAGGCGGAGAGCAAGAAGCAUGGCAGCAAGUCCAAUCGACGUAACCUAAAUGGAAAUGGAAAUGUGAAUGGAAAUGGAAAUGGCAAUGGCAAUAACUGGGACUCGUCCCAGGAGCAGCAGCCACUGCAUACCAAAGGCACAGCCAUGUCCUUCGGCUUUCGCAAGAAGCUCAAUGGUACGCCCAAGAAGUUCAAGAAACUCCUGGAAUCCCACACUACCUCCACACCAAUGACAGACACAAAGGACGACAAUGGCAAUGCUGCUACUACUCCCAUUCACUUUGAGAAGGUGGGUGCCGCCGCCGCACCAAAAUCUUCGACUGCCGGAGUCGCGGCAGCAGGUGCGGCUGGCAAACGCUUUGGCUAUCGCGGAGCCCUGCCCCGGCCCGCUUCCACGGGUCUGUACGGUGGCCCCAGUGAAGAGUCCGAAUCGGAGACGGCCGCACAGAAUACCCAGAACAACAACAACCACUGCGGUGGCGGUGGAGGAGGAGUAGCAGGCACCAGCACUGGGCUGGUGAGCAAUUUGAAACGUCGCUCCAAGAGCGCACAUGCGGGACGCAGCAGCGGAGAUGGGGAGCAGCCGAAAAUAGCACAGCCCAAGACGCUCACAUUCAAUCUCAACCAGAACACGACCAUCGAGUACCAGAGGCGGCAGUUCUUUGGAGAGAUUGCGGAUGAAACCACGGCUGCUGCCCCAACAGCCCGUGGCGGACAGCAGCGUUACAACUACAACAAUUUGGCCAGCAUGCACGCGAAUGUCAUUGUACGACCCACGCCACGGCUCACGCCCGCGAGCUUCGCAAAGUUCACCCUGCAGACGGUGAGCCUGCCACGGCCGGAGUAUCCGGUGGCCAUCAGCCUGACGGCCACCACGCCCACCACACCCAGCAGCAGUGUGCAGUCGCCAGUGCCCGCCCACGCCACGGGGGCCAGGGCCAAGGACAUCUCCACCAGCUCUCGACAGCAUCCCCUGACCUCGGUGCAUGUCCAGCCCACACAGACGCACCAUCAUCGCUCCGAUCAGCGACACCUCGACCAGAAGAGCGUCAAGCAGUUGACCAACAACUCGACGCGUCGCGGCUUCUCUGGCAGUCGAGAGAUCAGCGCCGACUCGGGCAUCGCCAGCCUGGACAUGGCCUUGGACUCGGGAAGCUCUGGCAGUUCCGUGGGAUCCAAGCGGAGUCGCAGUCGGCCACGGAAUCUGCAGAUGGUGAUGAGCGGACGGCACACGUUCGAGGUGAAGGAUGUGGACGAUCCGCCAUCCAGCGAAUCGAACUCCUUUGUGGAGCCACUGGCCCUGCCCAAACUUCCCACGGACGGCAGUCAGGCCAUACCCCUGCCACUGCUCGGAUUGGUGCGCUCCAAUACGGUGCUCAGCCGUGAGAGCUACGAACGGAGGCAGGAGACGCCUCAAGCUGGAGAUCAGUCUGCCUCCGGCAGCCAGCAGGCGGAGGGGAAGGCCAAGCCCAGUGGCUCUGACGAGAGCGAGAGCGUGGACGAAGAGAAGCUCUACCUGGACUCGUCCACAUCCGAGAAGAGUGCCAAACAGCAGAGCCAUUCCUCCGUCUCCAGUUCGUGGCGCUGCCAGUCCUUGGCUGGGGAAUCCCUGGCCGCCAUGGACUGCAGCAGCAUGAGCAUCAGCGAUACCCAAUCGCAGUCGCAGGCCCCAGAAAAUGGGGCAAACAAUGAAAGGGAUGAGGAUAUGUCCCUGGGACUAGACGAGAUCAGUCUCAUCAACACGGACAUGCCAUUUAGCACAAUUUCUUCGAUGACGGAGACUCCACCAAAGCCCGGCCAGGAACCGAUGCUCAACAUCCACCUCGUGGACAAUCGGGAGGCAUCUCCACGUCCUCGGUCCUUCAACAACGCGCUCAACGAGUCCAAGUUUGCAGAGCUGGCGCUGGCCAGCAGCACCUGCCUCUUGCUGGACGAUGAGACCUCGCCCACGGACAGCCUCGUGAGCAGCACCGAGGAUUCGGAGGAGGCGGGCGGCAAACUCAAGAAGCACAAGCACAAGCUCAACGAGGAGCGCCAGCAGAAGGACAUAGACAUUGACAUUGACGACAUCGCGCCGCUGCUCGAGCUGGAGCUGGAUCCGGGCAGUCCUGUCUCCCCGGGCACGCCCACCCAUGCCUCCCACUCGCUCUCGCUGGGAUCGGACUGCGGCAACCUGAUCGACGACGAGAUCGCCGACCAGCCGGCGCUGCUGUGCAACAGCGAGGCCCACGAGGUGGCCACCGACACGCCCACCCUGAUGGAAACGCACACCGGAUCACUCCGCUCGCUGAAGAGCCAGUCGAAGGCCCGCACGGCCCUCCAGCAGGCCAUCGAGCUGAGUCUCCGCACCCCGAUGGCCGUGCGCCAGGCGGUCCUCGAUCGCGCCGAGUCCCUCGACACCCUGUCGCCCUGCGAGUCCAUCUGCUCCGACGAUCUGAUGAUGGACUUUGACAUGAACAGCAGCGUCGACUCGAUCGACCACAUGGCCCCUGUGUCUGGGCGCAGUCGCAGUGGCUCCGAUCUUCACCGGAUUGGGGCAGAGAUGGACCCUGCCCAGGCGGAGGCUGAGGCCGAACUUCUCUCCGAGAUGGAGCGCAAUGGCAGCGAUGUGAUGAAGGAGCUCAACUCUCUGCUGCGCGGCAGGCGGCAGCGUGGUGGCGCCCGGGAGCGCAUCAGCGCCCAACUGCCCGCCCGUGCCACACGGCUGCUCAACCGCUCCAGGCUCCAGGACCAGCAGCUGACGGGCCACGAUUCGGACAACAGCCUGAGGUCCACCCACAGCGGAGGAGCUGCAGCAGCGGUCCAGCGCAAGCGGAGCACGGCUAAUUCACGCGCCUCGACGGCCUCGUCCACGUCCAGUCUGCCGCGCCAGCGCCAGCCGCAGAGGCAGCAGCAGCAGCAGCAGCAGCAGCCAGGUGGCACCGCCUCGGGUGGCCUACGACGAGUGCGCGGGCUGGGAAGCGGCGAGCUGCACAGCUCAUCGGACGACCUGAUGUUGUAUGACAAGUCCUUCCGGAAUGCCAUGAUCCAGGAUGUGCUGCAGUUCAAGAAGCAGCUGCUGCGACUGCGGCGCAUCCUUCAGGAGACGGAAACCCUCAAUCCAUUCGAGAACGACAAUCUACAAUUGUUUGCCGCCUGCGGACUGGACAGCAAGCAGCUGAAUGACAUCGAUCUGGCCAGUUUGACCUCGUCCACGACGGAGGAUCCCUUGCAGGAACUAUCGGAUCUACGUAGACAGGUGGUUUACCUUCAGGGUCAAGUCGAUGAUCGUGAUCGCACUAUACGCCUGCAGCGCGAUCUCAUCGAGCAACUGGAGGCCGAGAAGAGGCAACAGGCCGGCGGCACUGGCAGCGGCUGCGGCUACGGCGGCGAUGCCAGCAAGGAGCUCAUCAGCAUGGCCACCCAGACGGAGCGGACACGACCACUUGCCAUUGGUGCGGAGGGUUUGUCCAGAAGUAAGCCCGAAUAUACCAGUUAUACCACACACUUUCCGAUGCUCCACUUGCACGACUCCACGCUGGCCGCCACCACCAUCAUUCGCCAUCACCAGAACCACCACCAGGAGAAGGAGCAGCCCACGUCCGCGCCCACGGCCACGGGCGCCGGCACUAGCCAGUGUCCGACCCUGAGCCAGACCCGCCGCCACACCAUCAUCUCCACGACGCUGACCAACUACAACCAGCAGCUGGCUGCAGCUGCCUCUUAUCCGGGCACGCCGCGACGCGCUUCCAUCGGUUGGGACACGGCGGAGGCGGCCACCCGCAAUGCCAACACCUACAAGCCCGUUCGAAUAACGCUGAUCGGGGAUCCGUUGCCCCUGCAGAAUGGCAGCAGCAAGUCAUCGCUAUCGUUGCCCGGAUCCGUUGCCGCGCAGAGCCAUCUCCAUGCACAGAACGGGGUAAAGAUGCGGUAUCCGAAUGGCAGCUGCCAGAGCGCCAAAAUGAAGACCAGCAACGGACACCACGGGGCGAGUGCACACUAUCAGCCGUUGUACAACAGCAACAAGAUGACAAGCCCAACCGUAACUAUAGUCUGAUUUAGAUACCAGUUUCUUCG
This is a messenger RNA of Drosophila persimilis, 4903 nucleotides long. Its product is annotated as homeobox protein prospero. Lineage: Eukaryota; Metazoa; Arthropoda; Insecta; Diptera; Drosophilidae. The record is from RefSeq and is a predicted model, not a curated record. Bases 561 to 4883 code for a protein of 1440 amino acids. The transcript has 11 exons.